This is a messenger RNA of Scaptodrosophila lebanonensis, 2001 nucleotides long. RefSeq names its product protein lethal(3)malignant blood neoplasm 1 (gene l(3)mbn). The coding region runs from base 1 to 2001 and encodes 666 amino acids. The transcript has 6 exons. Lineage: Eukaryota; Metazoa; Arthropoda; Insecta; Diptera; Drosophilidae. The record is from RefSeq and is a predicted model, not a curated record.
AUGUGCUCCAAAUUUGUGCUCACCAUUUGUGUUCUGUUACCCCUGUGGUUGAACUAUGUGCUCUGUGCGACCACAGUACGACCCUACAAAUUCGGCUUCACCAUCGACGAGCAGCAACAUCGCGCUGAGCAAAAAGAUGAACGUGGAAUUGUGAUGGGCGAGUUUGGCUUCAUUACAGCCGAUGGAAUUUAUCAUGUAACGGUCUAUGCCACGGACGAGGAUGGCAAGUUCCGCAUAUUGUCAAUGCGAAAUUAUCCCUAUGCCGGACCAGUAGCGCCAAAGACUCUGGCGACGACGGCGGCGACGACGACCACAGUCAGGACGGUCCCCACUGCCCAACUGCCGAAGCACAACUUCAACACGGAGGCCUGCUCGGGGUGCUUCCUUAAGAAGUCCAGCCCGGGCAAUACGAAAACCGAAAUACGCCCGCUCUCUCAGUCGCUGCCACCACAGGACACCAUAUCCACUUCUGCAGGUAUCGGACAAGGUCCCUAUGCGCCGCUGCCGUUCCUCGACGCCCUUGGGCAGCAAAAUGGAGCGGUGGUGGGCACAUAUGGCAUCCCAACACUCUCCCAACAGACACCAACACAGUCACAACAACACAAAACAACACCAAACACACAUGGUCAAGGUCCCGUCUUGACGGGUAUAACAGGCACAGUAAAGUCACAAAUACAGCUCGGCUCGUCGCCCAACUCGAACUUUAACAUCAAAGUGGGAGUACCAGCAGCGACAACUCAGCAGCAAAAACUGGCCGGAAAGCAGUCAAAUACCGGCACGGGCUUUGUGGGUCAACCCACUAGCACACUCAACGGCUCACCGAAGAUUUCCGGAGCCAAUGUGGUGAGCCCCACGAUCCUCGGAAGUUCAGCUGGCCAGCCUACUUAUGCAUUGGUCGGUUUGCCGAUACAUGGUCCAGCAUCGCGUAUUUCAAGCGGCAUUCCUACGCUCUCAUCGUUGUCCAACUCUAACGCUAAUGUGGGAGUGUCACCAACGGCACCACAGCAGCAACAACUGGCCGGUCAGCCCAAUGCCAAUAAUUACGGAAAGCAGUCAAAUACCGGCACGGCCUUUGCCGGUCAACAAACUAACAAAAUCAAUGGCUCGCCGAAGAUUUUCGGAGCCAAUUUGGUGAACCCCACGAUCCUCGGAACUCCAGCUGGCCAGUCUACUUAUGCAUUGCUCGAUUUGCCGUCGCAGGGGCCAGCAUCGCGCAUUUCUAGCGGCAUUGCUUCGCCCAUAACGUCGCAGGUGGUCGAAGGCACGCUUGGCACACUGGUCCUGCCCAUGACCCAUGAUCUGCGAAAAGUUGUCGGCUCGCAAAUAAAUCAGCAACGUCCGCUCCUUGCGGGCGCAGCCAGCAACAUUGUGAACACUCGCCUCUCCAGUCCGGCCGCACAGAACACACUCAAACCAAGCACACAAAACUCUAUACCGAACACACUGAACUCACUCAGCCAGGGUCAGGGUCAGGGUCAGCGGCUCAGCACGCCUCAGUCGAGCUCGAAACCAGGUGGAAGUAUUGGAAGUAUUGGAAGCCCAGGAAGCCCAGGAAGCGCAGGAGCUGAUGCUGCCUCGCCCACAGUGAACGCCGUUGGUGUGGGGGUAGGCGAAGUCAAGACAACAACCAACACAGCGUUUUCACCAACGCUGCAGGGUGGAAAAGCGCAAAACUCACCACCAGCCACUUUGCCAGCCACAUAUGGCAGUGUUGGUGGCGGCAGCUCAGUGGCCGCCGGGGCGAGUGACGUGGGUGACUUGUACAGGUUCAAGUAUCUGCUAGACUAUAACGGGCACGAGGAGACGGGCGGACGGAAUGGCUACAAGCAGGGCACCUACUUUGCCAUUGGGGAGGAUUCGGUGGCGCGCACCAUCGAGUACAUAGCGAACGAGUUUGGAUUCCAGCCCCAUGUGAGUUGGCGCAAGGUGGACGCCGCGGCGCUGCCGGCGGAGAACACGCUCAAGGAUUAUGAGUUCAAGUGGUUCAAGAGUGCCGAGUGA